Molecule: messenger RNA, 1894 nt
Organism: Centropristis striata (black sea bass)
Lineage: Eukaryota; Metazoa; Chordata; Actinopteri; Perciformes; Serranidae
Gene: tnfaip8l2b
Product: tumor necrosis factor, alpha-induced protein 8-like 2b
Exons: 3
Coding region: 475-1035 (186 amino acids)
Biological process (GO): regulation of apoptotic process
Cellular component (GO): cytoplasm
Source: RefSeq, a predicted model, not a curated record
UUUUCACUUGUCAGAACAAGCAGAGGCACAACGUCAGCAAUAUAGAGAAGAGCAGGCAGAGAGACACACAGAAUCACAGAGAGUGCUAAGGUGAGAUGAGCGAGGGCAAGGGAGAAAUACAGUGGUUUUGAAGAGUUUGAAUUUGAAUUUCAGAGGGAAACAAGACAGGCUAGAGAGAGAGAGAGCAAGAGAGAGAGAGGAAGAGAGAGACACACACACACAGAGGGGUGUGUCAUAGCAAUUUAGUUCCUCAAGGAAGUACAACUCAACAUUAUCUUAAGACAGGGUGGCAGCAGUGACAGAAGCGCUGCAGGAGUGCUGUUUUUUUCAGGUUUUGGUUCAGCUCGUGGUGAAGAUGAAGGGAUCUCAUUAAAUCAGCCGGCCUGUGCUGUCAACCUGAGACACAGAGCAGAGGGAGAGAGAGAUAUCUGACACAGACCAGGAGGGAGGGGGACUCUACACACACAGGUAGCCAUGGAAGCCUUCAGUUCAAAGGACAUCGUCAUGAAGGCGCAGAAGAAGAUCCUCAGCUCCAUGGCCAGCAAAAGCUCUGUCCAAAUGUUCAUCGACGACACCACCAGCGAGAUCUUGGACGAACUGUACCGCGUCUCCAAAGAGUACUCUGGGAAUAAACAUGAGGCCCAGAAGGUGAUCAAAGACCUGGUCAAGAUCGCUGUGAAGAUCGGGGUUCUGUUCAGGAACAACCGUUUCUCCACAGAGGAGCUGGGGGUGGCGACAGAGUUUAAGAAGAAGCUGCACCAGGGGGCCAUGACGGCUAUUAGCUUCUACGAGGUGGACUUUACCUUUGAUAAAGGAGUGAUGGAGGAACUUCUGGCCGCCUGCAGGGAUCUGCUGCUGAAGCUAGUCAACACCCAUCUUACCCCUAAAUCCCACGGUCGCAUCAAGCACGUCUUCAACCAUUACUCUGACCCAGAGCUCCUGACCAAACUGUACGAGCCCAGCGGCCCCUUCAGACCCAACCUCACCAAGAUCUGCAAAGGACUCAACAAACUUGUGGAGGACGGGACAAUAUGACAUAGAAACAAUAAAAAAAUGUCGGACAGAAACUGGGAGAUCAACAGGCGGACUCACCUGAGACUCAGAACUGUUGGACAAAAUUGGUCUUACUGCUGUUGAGGACUGGCAGCGCUAAGAGAAGCGAUUUGAGAACAAUGCUGCCCCAUCGCUCUCAAAGAACAUGUGGGAUAAAAAUAAAGUUGGUUGACACUUCCAAGUGGUGUGUUUAGAGUUGAUAUAUAUCGUACAAUUGUGAUAUAUGCUUGUCUACUCCGACACGAGUUCACAGAAACCAAACUUGAAUAUGAACUGGUUUAUACUAUAUCAGCUGUUUCAUCAUAUUAUUACGUCAUAAUGUUAAAUAUUUGAGACCUUGAAAUGUUUCAGAACUACUGAUGUCAUGUAAUCUGGAGAGGAGGAGUUAAAACAGCUGGAAAGGUUGCAUAAAAAGAACAGGGAACAAUGCCACUGUAAUGCAGCACUGCCAUCUGGUGGUCAAUACGAUGCUUCAGCAACUCCAUGUACUCUAUUUAGUGAAGCGUCAAUGCAGCAGCUAAUAAUAAAGAAAAACACCCCACAGUGGACAAUUACUUACACCAAUACUUUGCAGUCUAAGCUUCAAAACAUGUUUAGAAGCAUUAACAGAAACACUGACUCUUAAAUGGUGUUGACUGCACUGCUUGAAUGUUAAUCCUAUAAUUCCUGUUUUUCUGAACACAGCCAUUGACUGCAUUAGGACGGUUGUUUUUUGGUUUAACAUCACAAAAGGCAUUGAAAAUUAACAUGCAGGGGGGUAAAUUAAAAAAAAAAAAAUCAAGCCCCAACUGGACACUCCAUCUUGUAUAAAAGUCAAAUAUUGUCAUUUAAACUGCUAAAA